GGAGAUCCCGAGGAGCUGCGCGCGGGGACCGGAGGCGCCCGGGUCGGGUUAGCGGGGUUAUGGGCGCGCGGUGAGCCGGGAGGAGAAGCGCUGUUAGCGGGGGUUUAGUGGAGGGUUAGUGGGGGUUAGUGGGGAUAGAGGGGUCUAGUGGAAGGAUGUGGUUAACUCCUGAAGAGGUUUCCCAGAAAAACGCCCUGAAGCUCUGGGUGACAGAAAAAUCCAACGAUUACUUCAUCCUGCAGCGGAGGAGAGGACAUGGAGACAGCGGGGGGAAAAUCACAGGUAUGUUGGUGGGGGCGCUGGACACCGUGUUGGACUCCAACGCUCGAGUGGCUCCGUUCCGGAUUCUUCUUCAAGUGCCGGCGUCACCGGUCAGCUGGGUCAUCGCCAGUGGAGCUACAGUUGAGGAGGUGCAGAAACACUGGAAAUGGCUGGAUCAGAACCUGCUGCCGUACAUGGCCGUGUUUGAGAAUAAACAGGAUGCUGCAAGCUUCGCUCAGGGAAAAGUCAAGGGUCUGAUAGCUGAAGAGGUUCUGGCCGGUCAGGCUGCUCUGGAGGAUGAUCCGGCCCGGUUCAGGGAGGUUCUGGCGCGGUUCGAGCAGCGGUUCGGUCUGCCUCAGCAGGAGAAGCUGGUGGCUCAUUAUUCCUGCUGCUGCUGGAAGGGGCGGGUCCCUCGGCAGGGCUGGCUCUACCUCUCCACCAAUCAUCUCGCCUUCUACUCAUUCUUACUGGGGAAGGAAGUGAAGCUACAGGUGCCGUGGGUGGAGGUGACGGGGAUGGAGCAGACGACUCUGGGCCUGAUGACGGAUGUGAUCCGGGUGCGGACGCGGCAGAAGCAGCGAGAGUUCUCCAUGUUUCUGAACGUGGACGAGGUGAUGACCGUGAUGACCCAGCUGGCCGACCUGGCGCUGCGCAGACUGCUGGACAGCGGUGGACUGGAGGUGGACCAGAGCCUGCAGCAAGCCACCAAUAUUACCAAACGAGUGCUGGAGCAGCAGGCUCUGAGGCAGUAUGUGUUGUCUCUGUUGGGGUUACCGCGGUCGGAGAAGCUGCAGGAGGUGUUGAGCUGCUCGGUGUGGACUCCUCACGCUCGCUGCCACACACCCGGAAAACUCUACACCACCGACAACUACAUGGGGUUCAGCAGCCGCCAGGAGGGAGUCUGUACCCUCCUCAUCCCACUCGCAGAGGUCCAGUCCAUCGAGAAAGCGGAGAGUACGAGCGCUCUGCCGAACCCGGUGAUCAUCAGCGUGAAGUCUAAGAAAGCUUUUCAGCUGAUUGAUUUGGCACAGAGGGACGAGCUGGUGGAUAAUCUGACUGACCGGCUGCGGUGUCUGCACUGGAGACAAGCCGUGUUCAGAGGAAACAGUCAGCGCAAAAAAUCACUGAUCUCUCCGACUCCAUACUACACGUUUUAUUACGACACAGAUACUCUGAGCCCGGAGGAGGGUGAUGGUGUUUCUGAUGAAGCUCUGAGGAACACAGUGCUGACCGAAUCUCUCAUCACCACCUUUCAAACCGGCCAAUCACAGUCCCCCAACCACAAAACUACAUCAGAGCAGCUGAAGGUGCGGUUGUGGGAGGAUCACUUUGAGGAGUUCGGUCGGGGGGUGCACAUGUUUCGCACGGAUAAGAUCCGGAAACUGGUUGCCAUGGGGAUCCCCGAGUCCCUGCGCGGAGAGAUGUGGCUCACCUUUUCAGACGCCUGCUCGUCUCUCUCUGCUCACCCGGAUUAUUACUCAGAUCUGGUGAGCAGGAGUAUGUGUGAGACCAGCGUGGCGACUGAGGAGAUCGAGAGAGACCUGCACCGCUCUCUACCCGAACACUCCGCCUUCCAGAACCAGACCGGAAUCUCUGCUCUGAGGAGAGUCCUGACCGCCUACGCUCACCGAAACCCCAACAUCGGAUACUGCCAGUCUAUGAACAUCCUGGCGUCAGUGCUGUUGCUCUACACAAGGGAAGAGGAGGCGUUCUGGCUGCUGGUGACGGUGUGUGAGAGGAUGCUGCCUGAUUACUUUAAUCACAGAGUCAUCGGUGCUCAGGUGGAUCAGUCGGUGUUUGAGGAGCUGAUCCGGGAGCGUUUGCCGUCUCUCUCUGAAAGUGUUCCGGAUCUGUCUCCGCUGGCGUCGGUGUCUCUGACCUGGUUCCUCACGCUGUUCCUGAGCGUUCUCCCGUUCCGCAGCGCGCUCCACGUCCUCGACUGCUUCUUCUACCACGGCAUCAAAGCCGUGUUCCAGCUGGGGCUCGCCGUGCUGGACGCCAACGCCGCCGAGCUCAGCACCAGCACCGACGACGGCCAGGCCCUAAUGACCCUCACCAGUUUCCUUGAACAGGUGCGAGAUGACGAUGAGCCGUGUGUGUGUGCUGAGGAGGCGGGACCUGCUGGACACACCCACAUCACCACAUUGAUCAAUGAUGCGCAUGAGAAAUUUGGGGACCUGACGGUGAGACAGCUGGAGAAGAUGAGAAGUAGACACAGGAUUCAUGUCCUGCAGAAUCAUGAGGACACCACUAAAGAGAACACUCUCAGGCUGGUCUCACCUGAUGUCUCACUGUCUCAGGAGGACCUGUCUAGCCUUUAUGACCUGUUUAAGACAGAGCACUUUAUCAGUCUGUACUGGGGGGACGGAGUGUGUAGGGAGGUGCGGGCGGGGGGUCGGGGGUACACUGAGAGUUAUCAUGUGGACCGGGCUCAGUUUAAGAGUCUGUAUCUGCUGCUGACCCCGUGGCCCUGCGGCCCCCACACCGACACCAUGGCCCAGAGAACCUUCGCCCUGCUGGACCAGAACCACCACAACCGCAUCAGCUUCACACAGUUCUCCCGCUGGCUCGACACUCUGUACUGUGAAGAGUUUAAUGAGAAGGUCCGGCUCCUCUAUCGCCUCCACAUCCCUCCAGCUCUGACUGAGAAUGAAGAUCAGUCUUCUGCAGGGAAGAACCCCAUCCUUUCCACCAACAGACCCCUCUAUGUGGAUCUACCAAACGUGGAGAGGAAGACUCAUGAGGAGCAGCUGAAGCAGAUGCUGAAGGAUUUGGCUAAAGAGAGGGAGAAAGGCCAGGAGAAACCCCUCCCUCAGAUGAAACAGCGGGAGUUCGUUCAGUUCUGUAAGACUCUGUGCUGCAUGUUUCACGGGGACAGCGCGGAGAACGAGCUCUUCCAGGCCAUCGCCAUGGUCACCAGCCUCGUCCUGCAGAUCGGAGAGGCCAGGAAUAAAGGGCGUCGGCCGUCGGGGGCGGAGCCUGAGGAAGGGAAGAGCCCGGAUCGGGCGGCCUCGGACCCGGCGGAGGUGGAAGGUGAUUGGACGGUGAGUUUUGAGCAGAUCUUGGCCUCGCUGCUCACAGAGCAAGCUCUCGUCAACUUCCUGGAGAGACCCGUCGACCUGAACCAUAAGAUCUGCUCUGCCAAGGAGAAGCAGUACCAGACCCGAUCCGGACUGCUGAUGAUCCAGAGCAAGACCAGAUGAGACGAGACGAGACGAGCAUUAAAACGUGGUUUUUGAAGAUUCUGGACUUUAAUCUGAAACAGGAUUCUGUAGGAUUCUUGGUUUCUUAUCAUAAAACAGACGAUCUGUGAGGAACCAAUCAGAGCAAGAGCAGAACAGAUAAAGAUAAAGACUUCCUGCUCUCCAGGAAACCAGGGGAUGCUUACAUCCAUAAAGUGCCCUCUGGUUCUCACGCCCCUGUAGGUGUGGUGGUGUAGUUGUGGUGUUUAAGAGCAGGGAGACACUAAAAUGUGCAGGACAGGGGCUCCAGGAGCAGCGCUGAAGGAAACAGAACUGCAUAAACUAGAAAAAAACAGCUUUGGGACCAUCGAGGGAAGCUGGACUUCCUUUAUAAAACAAAACAGGGCAUGAAAUCCAAAAGCAGAGUUGAGUUUACUUCUAAUAUGAGACGGAUCUGAUUAAUUUAUGUUUAAAGAAAUGAAAAUGAAGAAAAUACUAGUAAGUGCUGUUUUUUUAUUCAGUGGAAACUCUACUGAA
Molecule: messenger RNA, 3980 nt
Organism: Astyanax mexicanus (Mexican tetra)
Lineage: Eukaryota; Metazoa; Chordata; Actinopteri; Characiformes; Acestrorhamphidae
Product: TBC1 domain family member 8
Exons: 20
Coding region: 156-3464 (1102 amino acids)
Molecular function (GO): calcium ion binding
Source: RefSeq, a predicted model, not a curated record